AUGAAAAAUAUCCGAAUUGGCGACUUUGACGCUCGAAUAUUCUACUCUCGAGUAGCUUUUUCUAGAGCAACAUUUACGAAUAUUUGGGGCGUGGAUACAAACGUGCAAAAGACACCUCAUCGCAAUAUGGACCAGUUAUGAGCGCUUAUCUUAUCUCGUGCGUUACUCAGCUUUUGCAGAAUUCUCACAAUGCCAGGAUUUACUAAAUUUCCGGUCUAUUUUGAACCGGACUAUUGUACCGCUUGUGACUUGUUCUCAGUUUUGAUUGUUUGAAAAUCUGUCCCAUCCUUUUGUAAUUUUCAAGUGAUAAUUAUUAUCAGUUAGUAGUUAACACUUCCAUAUCGAAGUUUAAGCAUCAUGGUUUUCGAGAGAAAGACGAAUGAGGCGUCUUAUACUCUUAUACUUUGCGUUUGUUGCUUUAAUUGUCGUAGCGGCAGUCUCGCACAUUGUUGAUAAAACACAUUGGUUUUUUUGGCUUUUUGAUUUUAUCAUUCAUGGAUCGAAAAUUUUGAAUUAUAUUCUUUCGGAUGCCAAAUAUGAUCUUUGUUUUUUAUUUCAACUACUGAGGACUGCAUUUCCAUGACAUAAAUCUCCCUGUAUAUCUUUAUGUGCGCGGUAACAUUCGACUUUGUUGGCUGCCAUGCGGAAAUCAACGAAGCGCUAGAAUGGCUGAACCCGCUGAGAACAGCGAAUCAAACCCAUUCUGGGAACCUGAUGCUGCGCAGCAACCCGCCAGUAAUCCGUUCGACGAGGAGACCUCGGCGCUGGAAGAGAGCAUAGACAGUCUACUGGUGUCAUCGGGCAAUCGCACCCCGGUUCCCCUUGAUUCGCGUCAUUCCAAUCUUCCUGAGGGUGAGGAAAAGGCAAUAAGCUGGGAACAAGUGGCUAACCAUUUGCUUAAGAAGAACUUCCACUUAACGGCGCUGGAACUGCAUACGGAGCUCCACGAAAGGGGAAUACAGCUGCCUAGGUUACGGGAUUUCUUCAGUAAUCCUGGUAAUUUCGAAUAUGUCCGAGAAUCCACCGGGGAUGCGGACACUGCUGGCGCUCCUCUCAAUCGCGCCUCCAGUUCCCAGACGCUGGAUUCUUUGGAUUUCCAUCGCGAUUCAUCGGAAGACGAUAUCUACGGCCGUGUCGAUGAACGAGUUGCGGUUCUCGAAUUCGAGCUGCGCAAAGCCAAAGAUAUUAUACAAAGCCUUCGUGAACAUCUGACUAAUUUGACCGGCUCGCCGGAACCCUCUGCCAAUCCCUCACCGUCCACCCCGAAAGCUGGCGGGACGCUGGCAGUUAACGGGGAAAGCGCAGCGCCCAUUCAGCCGCUAGAGAAACGGGCAUUAAAUUUCCUGGUGAAUGAAUACCUUUUGGCCAAUGAAUACAAACUGACGAGUAUAACAUUUACGGAUGAAUGCCAGAAUUUGGAUUUUGAUGACUGGGAUGAUGUGGGACUAAAUAUUCCCAAGCCCCCUGGGAUUGUCUCCUUAUACCGGAAAUUCCGAUGCGGUGGGUUAUCACCCAUAGUAACGGAAGGUGUGCGCGUGCCACAAGCCACGACUGAAUCAUGUUGUCAGACAGAUAUUGGGACUGCCGAACCUGUUAUCACUGAUAAUGCUCUUCCUGUGGAACAACUAAAAGUGCUACAGGAUGAAAACGAAAGGUUGACCGAAGAGCUCCGCACGAUAACAAUCAAAUGUGAUGUUUUUGAAAAUGAACUUCAUGCCGCGCGUACUCAUCGUGUCGUCGUGGAAAACCAUGUUCAACCUUCCCCACCGGCAAUUAACUAUGGCGGAGGCGAUGGAGGAGUGCAAUUUAGCGCGACCACACCCCAUCCCGUUGCGUUGUCCCCUCGAUUAACUCGAUUCACCGCAGAAUUGCGACGCAUUCUCUUCCCACCUUUGACCACAUGUGAUCCGGAAAAUCAGCAGAUUUUAUCGGCAAUUUCGCGCAUUUCAACGGAUCAGACCCAGGCCGUUUCCGUGUUGGCGGAGACAUUGCCGCAGAUCAUUCCCAAUGUGUUGCUGGCUAAACGACAGGAAGUGAUUCCGCUGCUCCUGGUGACGAUCUUGUUGCACGAAGACCAUGGAAUGCGGGAUAAAUUGUUGCAUCAGCUGUUCAAUUUACUGAAGAAACCGGAAGACCAACAGCGGAGGAUGAUUUUGAAUGGGUGUGAGAGGUUUGCUGCGUUGGCGCCCGCGGAAAGACUGGAAGGGGAAUUGUUGCCACAGUGCUGGACUCAGAUUUCCCACAAGUAUGCUGAACGACGCAUGUUGGUCGCGGAAUCAUGCGCAAUACUGGCCAGCUACGUGUCUCCGGAAAUAUGCGGUUCAUUGAUCAUAUCAAUGUUGAAACAGAUGGUAUCCGAAGAUAAGAAUCCGGACGUACGAGAGAAAGUGGUCCAAAGUCUGGCGGUUGUUUCUUUGCAUAUCACCGACAGUGAUAAAUUUCAUCAGCUGUUGGAAUUGUUGCACAUCUGUAUGAAAGAUUCAUCGGAAUUAGUUGUAAAGACCACGUUAUCGCUGUAUCUACCAUCGUUGGCCAUUUGGACGCAGACCAAUCUGAAUCUCGGUGCUAGGCUCAUCGAGCCGUACUUCGUUAAAUCCUUGAGCUCAGAUGAUGCGACUGUUUUCACAACGGCUGUUACCGUGCUGAGGAAGCUGAUACCGAACAUUUACGCUGACGUCGUCAAUACGGGUCCAUGGCGGUCUGCUGAGUCAGAUUUUAUGGUUGAUGAUGCGUUUACCUCAGCGAUUCAAGCUCGCUUGCCCCGUAGUCGCCCUGACGAUAUGCUGGAGUCCUUACAGGUCCUGAUUGGCGAGGAUUACGUUUUACAGUGCGCAAAAUUCCAUUCCUAUAUCGAUCGAGAAUGGUUCCACGAAUGGCCGCAAUAUAAAUGGAUCAUUGAAAUAUUUGUGCCUAGUCUUUGUAAAUGUGCCGCAUCACUGCAUAUAUCAAACCAGGACUCUGUUACCGCUCUGUUGGGCCUUUUUAAGCAUCUUAUCCUGUAUUUUGGUGAUAAUUUUGCAACAAGUUGCCUUUCAAAAUGCAUGAAGGGAACGAUACAAGAACUUGGAUCUAGUUUCCUGUAUCACGCCGUUUUCGUAUGUUUUUCCUGUGCCGUGGUGGCCCUCUGUGAUCCCAAGCAGCUUCAAGAAUUCCUUUCAUCCGCCCUCGUUUCGAUAAGUGACCAAGCUCUGCCCCUGGACGGGAUGCAGCUCAUAUUCCGCGAUCUCGCCGACCGUUUUCCUGAUGAUCUGACCCAGGUGUGCUGGACGGGCAUCGUCCACCAUUCAGUCCCGGUUCGUCUCAACGCGGCCCGCCUCAUGCGCACGUUGACCGAAUUAUUCCGGAAAUCCCAUUCCCUCUUGGAGCCUCUUAUUCCCCCGUUGAUUACCUUGGCGUCGGACCAUGAAUCCCGGAUCAGACUGGAAAUCAUACCGUCCUUGGCCAAUGUACUGAAGGAGCACGUCCAGGAAGAGAAGCUGUUAACGGUGUUCCAAGGUUUUCUGGAUGAUCGGGAACAUUUGGAUAUUGUUGACAAUACCGUGCGCGAGCUGGCCAAAUCGGCGAUUUAUUUGGAUAAGAGGUUUCAUCAAGAAUUUUUGCUGCCGAGAUUGGCGGUAUUGGUGGCUCAAAAUCCACGGCUUCAGGUGUAUCGAAAAGAUAUGGCGAUUUGUUUACUGGACGCGUAUGUUUCCCUUUCCUGUGCCAGUUUCGGGGAAGAAUCGUGGUUAGUGGCACCAGUCCUGCAGUCAGUGCGGUCUCUUCUUCAAGAACUUAAAGAACUGAAUAUGGUGGAAUAUGUAGAUAUUGCUCAGGAACUGAGCGAUAAACUGGCCCGAACCAGUUAUCAUCAAACUUCUCCGCCUUCUCUGCCAAAUCCCGAUGAAAUCAAAGCCAAAGUCAUGAACAAAAUUAAGGAUUCUGGGUUAACUACAAUGUUUAAGAAAAAAUGAAGGUGUUUUCCUAAUUUAUCUCAGCUUUUCAUUUUUUGUUGGGCAGCCGUUUUUGUUUGUCCUGCUUGCAGCCGUUUUGAUUUUGGUCCAAUUUUUAUUUAAGAAGUCGUUUCCCGCUGUGAUCUGUAGAAUCCAGUUUUAUCGUAGCGUUUUAUGGUACCGUUAUGACCAUGUACAGACGAGUGUCUCCGCUGUCUACAAGAAUUUAAAGCACUUUUUUGUUGUUUAUGAAAGCGCCGCUGAGUUUUUGAGUCAAAUACGAGUAAAACGAUAUGUUGA
This is a messenger RNA of Paramacrobiotus metropolitanus, 4229 nucleotides long. RefSeq names its product RAB11-binding protein RELCH homolog. The coding region runs from base 666 to 3950 and encodes 1094 amino acids. Gene Ontology annotation, cellular component: recycling endosome; trans-Golgi network. The record is from RefSeq and is a predicted model, not a curated record. NCBI's taxonomy places the organism in Eukaryota, Metazoa, Tardigrada, Eutardigrada, Parachela, Macrobiotidae. The transcript is spliced from 10 exons. Gene Ontology annotation, molecular function: protein binding. Gene Ontology annotation, biological process: intracellular cholesterol transport.